AUGGCUGCUGAAGGAACACCAACAAACGGCCCUACGCCAUCAGAGCGCCAUGCCAUUGGAAUCUCCUUUGGAAACUCCAACAGCUCGAUCGCAUACACCACCAUCGAGGACAAGGCUGAGGUUAUCGCCAAUGAGGAUGGAGACCGUCAAAUUCCAUCUAUCUUGUCAUAUGUCGCCGGCGAGGAAUAUACUGGCCAGCAAGCCAAGGCACAAUUGAUCCGUAACAGCAAGAACACCGUCGCAUACUUCAGAGAUUACUUGGGACAAGAUUUCAAGUCGAUAGAUCCCACCCACAGCCACGCCUCUGCUCACCCCGAAGCUCAUGGGGACACCGUCGCAUUCAAGAUUCACGACAAGGAGGGAGAGGAGGAGUCCACGGUUACCAUCUCAGAGGUUGCCACUCGUCACUUCCGUCGGCUCAUCCAAUCUGCCUCCGACUAUACAGGAAAGCAAGUCAACUCGGCCGUUAUCACAAUCCCCACCAACUUCAGCGAGAAGCAGAAGGCUGCUCUGACAAAAGCUGCCACCGAUGCUGGACUCGAGGUUCUCCAACUCAUUCACGAGCCCACUGCUGCCAUUCUCGCGUACGAUGCCCGCCCAGAAUCGAAGAUUUCCGACAAGAUUGUGGUCGUUGCCGACUUGGGAGGAACCCGAUCAGAUGUAGCCGUUGUUGCUUCUCGGGGAGGGAUGUAUACCAUCUUAGCAACCGCCCACGACUACGAUACCGCUGGUGUACACUUGGACAAAGUUCUGCAAGACCAUUUCGCCAAGGAGUUCAUCAAGUGGAAUACUACUGAUCCCCGGGAGAACGCUCGCAGCCUGGCCAAGCUGAAGUUGGAAGCCGAGGCCACGAAGAGAGCCCUCAGUAUCGGAACCAACGCCAACUUCAGUGUCGAGAGUUUAGCGGAAGGAGCCGAUUUCUCAUCCACCAUCAACAGGCUGCGUUAUGAGACCAUUGCCCGCAAGGUCUUUGAUGGUUUUAACCGCCUUAUCGAGGGUGUCGUGGAGAAGGCUGGUCUUGACGUUUUGGACAUUGACGAAGUUAUACUUUCUGGUGGAACUUCCCACACUCCCAAGAUUGCCUCGAACAUGGCCAACAUCUUCCCGUCGACUACCACCAUUCUCGCUCCAUCUACCACACCUAGUGCCAUUAACCCAGCUGAGCUCCAAGCACGAGGAGCUGCUCUCCAAGCCAGUCUUAUCCAAGAAUACGAAAAGGAGGAUAUCGAUCAAUCUACUCACGCCGCAGUUACUACCGUCAAGCACCUUAGCAACGCGAUCGGUGUCUUGGCUAUCACCGAGGAUGUCAGCAAAGGUGUCUUUACUCCCAUCAUCUCCGCCGAGACCGCGAUGCCCGCUCGCCGCACGAUCCACAUCAACGCACCCAAGGAAGGUGGAGACGUAUUGAUCAAGGUCGUCGAAGGAGGAUCUUCCAUCAAAGUUUCCAAGGCCGAGCCCAAGCCCAAGGCCGAUAGCGAGAAAGACGGGAGUGACGAUGAUAGCGAUGACGAGAGUGACGAGGAGCCAGAGGAGAUCCGGGAGAAGGUCUGGAAGGUUGGCAAUGUGCUAGCCGAGGCUGCCAUCAAGGGCGUAAAGAAGGGCGGUAAGGUCGAGGUCAUGCUCAACGUUGCGGGUGAUGCGUCAGUCACACUCACUUGUAGAGAAGUUGGCGGGAAAGGAGGUGUGCGGGGUGCAUUUUAA
Molecule: messenger RNA, 1701 nt
Organism: Drepanopeziza brunnea f. sp. 'multigermtubi' MB_m1
Lineage: Eukaryota; Fungi; Ascomycota; Leotiomycetes; Helotiales; Drepanopezizaceae
Biological process (GO): regulation of translational fidelity; cytoplasmic translation; endoplasmic reticulum unfolded protein response
Cellular component (GO): membrane; cytoplasm; endoplasmic reticulum chaperone complex
Molecular function (GO): ATP-dependent protein folding chaperone; ATP binding
Source: RefSeq, a predicted model, not a curated record